ACAGUCGGAACUUUCGCCGUGAGUGAGGCUGUAUACAGUACAUUUUUAUUACUCAGCACUCAGUGAUAAGUGUUAAUACUUCGCUACAUAGUUUAGUUUUUAAAAACUAAACUGGCUGAUAAUUAAGUGAUUGAAAGGUACCUAGAUCUUAUAAAAAAUACAUCUAGAUAAUCAAUAUAUACGUAAAUAUUCUUGUGAUGGCCACUAUAAUUGAAAAAUAUGGAAGAAAUUGACUUAAAACAAGAAACUAAUUUACCAGCUGGUUCAAUUGAAUCCUACAAAAUUGUCCAACAUAUUGCAUCGUGAACUAAGAAUUAUUUAAGAUUUUAGCAUUGAAUCUAUACAGAAAUAUGUUCAGUAAAUUGGUGAUAAUAUUUUUGGCAUAUUUUGUCUUCGAAAAAUGUGAAGGAUUCACCGCAAGAGGUCUUGUGUACCCUGGACGAACAGAUUUAUUCGAACUUUCUGUGAUACAUAUUAACGAUUUUCAUGCCAGGUUUUUGCAAACCGGACCCGCUUCCGGUACUUGUAAUCAGAGCAAGAAACAGGAUUGUAUUGGAGGCAUAGCGAGGGUAUCCACAGCCAGUAGACAAUUGCUGAAUGAUCGGCCUAAUGCUAUUUUUUUGAAUGCUGGAGACCAAUUUCAGGGUUCAUUUUGGUACUUCCUUUUUAAAUGGAAUGUUACUGCUGAAUUUAUGAAUAAAUUACCUCUUGAUGCUAUGACUAUUGGUAAUCAUGAAUUUGAUGAUGGAAUUGCCGGUCUUGUUCCGUUUCUACAAAAAGUAAAGGCCCCUGUGGUAGUAUCAAAUAUAAAUGAUGCCAACGAACCAACAAUUAAGGGCUUGUACCAAAACAGUACUAUUAUCGAAAGAGGUGGUCGAAAAAUCGGAAUAAUUGGUGUUAUUCUUUCUACAGUGAAUUUACUUUCAAAAACAGAACGUUUAGAAUUCUCGGAUGAAGUCAAGACGGUGAAUGCAGAAGCAGACAGGCUAAAGGCUGGAGCAGUGGAAAUAAUUAUUGUCCUCAGUCAUUGUGGAAUAAGCGUGGAUCGUAUUAUGGCUGCAAAAUGUCCUAAUAUUGAUAUCAUAGUUGGGGGACAUUCUCACACGUUUCUUUACUCCGGUACUAAGCCAUUCACUGAAGAUCCAGAAGAUGAAUAUCCCGUCGUUGUGAAACAAAAAGAAAGCAGAAGAACAGUACUCAUUGUUCAAGCAGCUGCUUUUACUAGGUAUAUAGGAAAUUUGACUGUUUGGUUUAACUCUCAAGGCGAAGUAAUCGAUUGGGAUGGAAAUCCCAUUCUUUUGGAUCAGUCAAUUGAAGAGGAUCCCGAAAUAUUGAAAGCUCUUCAGCCUUGGAAAGAAGAAGUAGAUAAAGUCAGUAAGGUCAAAAUUGGUACCACUAAAGUUUAUCUAAGUGGAAAAAGCAAGUGUCGACAAGGCGAGUGCAAUUUGGGAAAUAUGGUAUCUGAUGCGAUGGUAGAUUAUUACGUAGGAAAAAGUAAUAACGAACGCUUUUGGACACGUGCAGCAAUUUCUCUCAUUAAUUCAGGUGGAAUUCAAGGUGAUAUUAGUAAUAAUCCCAUUGAUAUUACCUAUGAGGAUAUUGUUGUAAUUGCGCCUCUGGGACUUACUUAUGAUUUAAUUGAAUUGAAAGGAAGCGAUAUUGCCGAGACGCUUGAAAAAGCAGUUCUGGAAAGUUAUUAUCCAACUAAAUUUUUCGGCAAGGCUUUUCUCCAGUGGUCUGGUCUUAAAGUGACUUACAACUUAUCAAAUCCAGAUAAUUCAAAACUCGUCGACGUGAAAAUAAGAUGUCAAGCUUGUGAAUAUCCAAAAUACGAAAGUUUGUCACCCGAGGAAUGGUACAAAGUUGUGGUAUCGAGCUUUUUACUAAAUGGAGGUGAUAAUCACACAAUCAUACAGAAAAAUCAUCUUCAUUAUGAGCAAGGUCCAUUGGAUAGAGAUGUUCUAGUCAACUUCAUUAAAAAGAAAAGUCCAAUCACGUAUGGUAAUGAAGACAGAGUAACUCUACUUGGCAUAUGGAAUAAAAAAUAAUUGAACUAUGAUUAGAUCAUUUAUAUCAUAAGUUUGAUAAGAAAGUGGUAAACAUUGAAUUUUGUCUAACAGCGGAGCGAAAACACUCGUUUUCGCUCCGUUGGAGAGGAGCGAAACCCAGCGAUUCCACGCCUGUAAGGCGGUAGGGUCCUCGUUCAAAGCAUUUGAAGAGAGCAUUAUCCUUUAGAGUACAUUAUCUCAAUUAAAUUAAAAUUUUCUUGAUAAAAAUGUCGAGAAUUUUAAAAUUGAAGCGUAUUCUGCUACAUUUUGGCAAGAAAAAAAAAAGAUGAAAUAAUUCAAUUGAAAUUGAUAUUUUAAUAGAUAGGGGGAUUUGGCCCCCCGAACCCCCUGCCCGAGCCUCUGCCCCUGACUCCGCUGGGUGGCUCCCCCACACACACCCCUUAUCGCCACCUGACCCCCCUUGUUCGCCCCCAACCCCCUUUUGUCCUGACAGAAUCCAAGUUUCCGAAUUUUUCCAGUUCAUACUGACCCUGUAAACAGUAAUUUCAGAGUUACGAUUUCCGCUUCGUAUAUUUACAAACGUGAAAACUCGCUUUCGCUCCGCUGUCUGACAAAAUAGUAUGUGGAUUACUUAUCUUCGUACGCUGCGCGUAAACGCCUGACUUCCCUCUUAGUGCACGAUAUACUAUUCCGUAGUCGUCCCUUAACAAAAAAAAUAUAUGUAAAAGGAAGCAUGG
Molecule: messenger RNA, 2746 nt
Organism: Belonocnema kinseyi
Lineage: Eukaryota; Metazoa; Arthropoda; Insecta; Hymenoptera; Cynipidae
Product: apyrase-like
Exons: 11
Coding region: 351-2048 (565 amino acids)
Biological process (GO): AMP catabolic process
Cellular component (GO): plasma membrane
Molecular function (GO): metal ion binding; 5'-nucleotidase activity; nucleotide binding
Source: RefSeq, a predicted model, not a curated record